AUCAUUUAAUGUAGUUGGAGUUUGAUGAAUUUGCAUAUUUGCUGAGUAUUUUCUAUUUUUCCGAGAUAUUUUGGGUUUGCAUAUUGUACUAAAUGAAUUGUAUGUAUGUAGCUUGGUGCAUGACAUCUAAAAAUGAGUUUCCCCCCUGUGGUUAAUGCAGCUCGUGACAUCAUUGUUUACAGACUGUAGUAGAUUAAGUAAAGUGGAGUAAGCGAAUACAAGAUUGCGAACGAAGAGACCGUGGAAUGUAAAUAGUAUGCCGUUGUCAGCCAGCGAAGCUCGAUAACGUGAUCAAGUCAGUCAGUAUCUUUUCGUAAAAAUCUAAAUUCGCUCUUUAUUGGACCAACAACAGGCUGAAUUUCACGACUUUUUUUUGUUGCCAUUUACGCUGUCAACUGGCUUCAUGGUCUGGUACAAUUUAAGAAUAUGGUUACUCGAAUUCUCCAGCUGAUAUAAUGGGACGAGGCUAAGAAGUCAACCAUACCGCAUUGAUAUCCUAAAAACAUACUGAGUCAUUCAUGUCACGAGGCAAGGGACAAGCUUGACCAGCUCCAUCUCCCUUGUCACUUGUCCAUCUUUCUGGUGUAUUCCCUUGUAUAGUCAGGAAAAACACAACUUUUAUAACCAGAUAAGUUUUGCCUCCCCCCAAAGAUAACUUUGCUAUAAUUUACAGAUGUAGCUUGCCAGAAGCUAUGAAACCAAACCUAUCUGUCAGGGAGCUGUAGAUAUCUUACUGUAUAAUGGACAGAGGCAGUGCUGAAAAUUAUCUGUAAGAUAAUUGUAGUUUUGUUAAGGUUACAUAUAUAUAUAUUUUGUGUAAAGAGCAUUAUCUUUUGUUAGAGGAAAGCUUGUAGAGUUUUACACUUUCACUAAAUUUACCAGAAGCCCAUGUGCAAUGUCAUAAAGGUAACCUAGUUGUUAUCUGACACCCCACACUUGAACUGAAAGAAAAUGUGCAAGUAGAUAGCUAAGGCCGUAUGAAAUCCACUCUGUCUUACAGUCUGAAUGACAUAACCGACAGAGCGUCUGUGGAUUCUGCUGUAGCCGUCCAUCAACCCUGUUUUGCAAACUAAGGACACUGUUACUCAGGAAUACCAGGGAACUGCUUGUCGAGUAGAUUUCCCUCAAGGUUCACCUAGAAGGUCACUGCCAACUUUUAAAGCCGUGAAUAUACUUAAUGUAAAGGGCUGAGUUUGUUUUUCUAUGCUUAUACAGCCUAAGCCAGAAGUAGUCUUUACCGACGACUUGGCCUUAUUUUCUAUUGAUUAAGUGCUACAUUGAACAUUGCCCAGCUAUGGCGGAUUCUGGCACCGAGAUAGUCGGAGGAGAUCUCCUGAGCGUUGUCAAAGAUGACUGCUCUCUGACAGAGGCCAUUUCUGAAGAGGGCGGCCUUACACCAGGGUCCUCUGUGGCUAAAGAAAGCCACAAAGCAGAGCCCUUGGACCAUGAAGAUUCCACCAAAGUCCCAUCAGUCAAGACCCCAAUUAUGGAAGCAGAAGGUUCUGACAAACACAGGAAAACCGCACUCACACCAACCGCCACGUGUACCGCCAUGUCUGAAAACAGCACAACAGAAGACGCUCAAUCCACCCCGCAGAGCCAAACUCUGACAGAAGGGAACGGGGAGAGCUCAGAGGCCACGUUUGGAAGGUCGGACGAGCAUAGCCAGUCUGCUACCACCGACUCUGCCUCCUUCUCCAUCCCCAGCCUGGAGUUCACCGAGGGUAACACAGGGAAUGACGAGCCAUUGUCAUCCUACUCUGCCCUGGGCAUCGAGGGCCGCUCCCCCUCUGCUGACGUCCCCUGCCUGGCCGAUGACGUCCUGGCUGACGCUGCUGCAGCCGCAGGCACGGGAGGAGCCACCGCCGCCCCGGACCCAGAGCCCAUGAUGCCGGCCUACUACUUUGUGAAAUGGAUCACCUGGAAGGAGAAGAAGACACCAAUCAUCACACAGAGUGAGAACGGGCCCUGUCCCCUGCUGGCCAUCAUGAACACCCUGUUUCUACGCUGGAAGGCCAAGCUACCUGCCCAGACAGAAGUAAUCACCACAGAGGACCUGAUGGCUCACCUUGGAGAGUGUGUAUUGUCCAUCAAACCCAGGGAGAAGGCUGAGGGAAUGGAGCUCAACUUUCAGCAGAACAUGAGCGAUGCCAUGGCAGUUCUACCAAAGCUGUCCACGGGCCUUGAUGUCAACGUGCGCUUCACGGGCGUAUCAGACUUUGAGUACACACCAGAGUGUAUCGCCUUUGACCUGCUGGACAUCCCACUCUACCAUGGCUGGCUGGUGGACCCUCAGAGCCCUGAGAUGGUGGCAGCGGUGGGAAAGCUAAGCUACAACCAGCUGGUAGAGAAAAUCAUCGACUACAAGCAUUCGGCCGACAGCAGUCUAGUCAGUGAAGGUUUGGUGGCAGAGCAGUUUCUGGAGUCCACAGCGACCCAGCUGUCGUACCACGGACUUUGUGAACUCAACUCUACAGUCAAGGAGGGCGAGCUGUCCGUAUUCUUCAGAAACAACCACUUUAGCACUAUGAUAAAGCACAAGGGCCACCUGUACCUGCUGGUGACAGACCAGGGCUUCCUGCAGGAGGAGGGGCUGGUGUGGGAGAGCCUGCACAACGUGGAGGGCGACGGCAACUUCUGCGGCUCAGACUUCCGCCUGUGCCACCCACCCCAGAGGAGCGUCCUCGUGACACAGCCCGACGACCUCACGCCCCAGCAGCAGCAGAGACAGAUCGACCAGGACUACCUGGUGGCCAUGUCUCUGCAGCAGCAGCAGGGGGAGGCCCCGGGGCCCCUCAGUGACCUGGACCUGGCCAGACGGCUGCAGGAGGAGGAGUACCAGCAGCAGCAACAACAACAAGGUCCCUCCCAGGCCCCAGCACAGCAGGGGAGAGGUCAAGCGGCGGCCCAGCCGGGAGGUCCGAGGAGACGGGAGAAAAAGGAUGAUUCGGACUGUGCCAUAUUAUAGCGACACCUAACCUUUCCCUAGUCCCCAUGAUCUCCCUCUGAUUUAAGCCUGCACUUCAUUGCAUUAAGCCAACCCCUAACACACACACACACACAGUUAGGGGAUUGUGCCCCUGCCACCUCAAUGCCAAACCGACCCCUCACACUAAGCCUAACCUUGAGGUUGUAGCUCACUCACUGCCUCCCCACCUCUGUUCUCCUUUGAGCAUCCAGGCCAGGAGGUGGCAGUACUAGUCCCGCUUCGCUAGAACACAGAAUAUAAUCUAAAUGUGAAUUGAGGCAGCAGAGAGGAAUUCUAGUGAAGUUGGUGGGUUACAGUAGCUGAGAGUCAUCCAAGACGCAUCACAACCCAGGUAGAGUCAUGAAACGCAUCAGUCGUCUGCUUCUAUUCAGCUAUCACUGCCCUCCUUGAGAAAUAUGAGAGAAGUUUGUAACUGUGGUCUGGUUUGGUUUCUAUGGCAAUGAGGUAGGCAGCUUUGUAAGAUAAGUGGACAGAAAGUUAAGGUCUAAAUUAAAAAGCAGUCACUACAGCUCUGACCAACUGAUGCAUCUUAAAAUGGAUGCUGCAACUUUUGAAAUUGCAAAUAGGAUAUGCAAAAAAGUUUGGUUAAAUUUAGAGCACAAAGACAACUCUCUGCUACCCUCUUUCGCCACCUGCACAGCCUUAGAAAGCCCUGUUUUUAAGCAAACUCUCGAGUAGUCGCCAUCUGACGCAUUUACGCCAUGAUGGAAACUCGAGUACAUUCCUGUCCUAUACAGAACGAUGCACAAUUAUGCCUGGGUCAAGAAGAGGACUCUGCAAGCCGACAAACGAACGAAGAGAUAGCCUUGAGGGCCGUGUUCCCAAAAGUCCUAUCUGCUAGAGUAAGCAUGGGCUUUAAUUGCCCUGUCAUAUAGUGUACUGUGCUGUAGUUAGUAGCAGGGAAGAAUUAUGCGAAAGGAGAAUGGAUAUGGACAAUGAAGUUCUGCUGGAGCAUCUUUUGUGGAUGACUUUUAAGAUCAGUGGGGGGUUAAAGAUGACUAUAUGGGAGUAAGAGAAGAAGAGUUGCAGUAAAGGUCCAAUGCGGCUGUUUGUAUCGCAAUUUAAAAUCAUUUCUGGGUAAGAAUGAAAAUGGUCAAAAAGAAACACAUUUCUCAAGCAAGAAUUUUGAUAGGACUGGUCUGAGUGGGAGGGAAAAACUGAAAACUAGCGAUUAUUGGCAGAGAGGUUUGGAACUCUCGUUCUUAUUGGUCUAUUAACAAAUGUCAGGCAGGCCAAAAUGUCAUCCCACCACCACAGGCUGACAUUUCAGAAUUUAACAGUAUUAUUCCAACCUCAUAGUGUGGAAAUAUAUACUGAACAAAAAUAUAA
Coregonus clupeaformis (lake whitefish) is the source of this 4318-nucleotide messenger RNA. Its product is annotated as ubiquitin carboxyl-terminal hydrolase MINDY-1. Gene Ontology annotation, biological process: protein K48-linked deubiquitination. Bases 1295 to 2968 code for a protein of 557 amino acids. The record is from RefSeq and is a predicted model, not a curated record. Gene Ontology annotation, cellular component: cell periphery; cytosol. The transcript has 10 exons. Lineage: Eukaryota; Metazoa; Chordata; Actinopteri; Salmoniformes; Salmonidae. Gene Ontology annotation, molecular function: K48-linked deubiquitinase activity; cysteine-type carboxypeptidase activity; cysteine-type deubiquitinase activity.